Messenger RNA from Salarias fasciatus (jewelled blenny), 525 nucleotides. It is a transcript of the gene urad, whose product is annotated as ureidoimidazoline (2-oxo-4-hydroxy-4-carboxy-5-) decarboxylase. The record is from RefSeq and is a predicted model, not a curated record. The transcript has 2 exons. The coding region runs from base 1 to 525 and encodes 174 amino acids. Gene Ontology annotation, cellular component: peroxisome. Gene Ontology annotation, biological process: urate catabolic process; allantoin metabolic process. Gene Ontology annotation, molecular function: 2-oxo-4-hydroxy-4-carboxy-5-ureidoimidazoline decarboxylase activity. Lineage: Eukaryota; Metazoa; Chordata; Actinopteri; Blenniiformes; Blenniidae.
AUGGACAUCGGCGCUGUAAAUGCUCUUAGCUACGAGGAUUUUGUGAAUAUUUUUGGCAACGUGGUGGAGAAAUGUCCGAUAAUAACAGCCGCUGUUUGGUCCAGGCGUCCCUUCGGAAACCUGAACGCUUUGGAGACUGCGAUCAAUGAGUUCAUAGACGAACUCCCUGAAUCAGGGAAAGAGGGGAUCCUGAGGUGCCACCCGGACCUCGCGGGCCGGGACCUCCAGAGCGGCACUUUGACCAGGGAGUCGCGCGAGGAGCAGGCGCGCGCCGGCAUGGACGCGCUGAGCCCGGGGGAAGCCGCGCGCAUGGCCCGGCUCAACGAAGAAUACAAGAAGCGCUUCGGCUUUCCGUUUGUCAUCUGCGCACGAAUGAGCGACAAGAACACCAUCCUGCAGCAGCUGUCCGAGCGCCGUCUGCACGAGCUCCCGGUGGAGAGGGCGCGAGGCAUCGAGGAGGUGAAGAAGAUCUGUCGCGUGCGUCUGCAAAGCCUCGUGCUCUCCGACGCUCCGAACAAACUAUAA